AAUCCCAAAUUUUUCUAUUUUCUUUUCCCCGCCAUUUGUUCCUCUCUCUUUAGGGCUAAAUUACAUCCCCAAAACCUAACCCCCAAUUCUCUCAUUUUUACUUCAAAUGAUUGUUUUAUAUAUAUCACAAAGCUGAAUUAUUCGGUUAAAUUGUUUCUAAGAUGUCGAUUCCGAGUAGCAGCGGGAGCGGGGGAGGGGUACCGAAGGGAAUAAGCUUAACUAAUACAGUCCACUGCGAAGUGGCUACAUGCUUGCCUCUACCGUGUCUCCCGGUGCUUUGUGGUGCGCUUGAUGAGGAUCUCCGGUUGUUCGAGCAGCAGAGCGGUUCGAGAACGUUUGCUAAUUCCAGUGAUGUUGCUGGAAAGAUUGCUGAUCUGCUCCGCAUCACUGACGUGUCUUAUUUGAAUCUCAAAAAUGAAGUAAGUGAUCAACUGUGUGGCUCCGUGGGGAAAUUUAACCUUUAUGACGAAGUUUUGAGAUGUGACCCUGUAGCAUUCGAGUAUAUUGCACCAGGUAAAAUGUUUCAUUGGGCUUGCCAGUUCUUUGUGUGUGUGUGUUUAUCAUGUCUCAACUUUGUACAUUUUUUGCUGACAUUGGAAGUUCUUUCUUUCUAAAAGAAUAUUCUUUUU
Molecule: messenger RNA, 629 nt
Organism: Olea europaea var. sylvestris
Lineage: Eukaryota; Viridiplantae; Streptophyta; Magnoliopsida; Lamiales; Oleaceae
Product: sister chromatid cohesion protein SCC2-like
Exons: 2
Coding region: 162-614 (150 amino acids)
Source: RefSeq, a predicted model, not a curated record